Messenger RNA from Erinaceus europaeus (western European hedgehog), 2127 nucleotides. It is a transcript of the gene RAC1, whose product is annotated as Rac family small GTPase 1. Gene Ontology annotation, biological process: actin filament organization; regulation of actin cytoskeleton organization; regulation of cell shape. The record is from RefSeq and is a predicted model, not a curated record. Gene Ontology annotation, molecular function: GTP binding; GTPase activity; protein kinase binding. Gene Ontology annotation, cellular component: cell cortex; cytoplasmic vesicle; cytoskeleton. The transcript has 7 exons. NCBI's taxonomy places the organism in Eukaryota, Metazoa, Chordata, Mammalia, Eulipotyphla, Erinaceidae. Bases 221 to 856 code for a protein of 211 amino acids.
GAGGGGCGGCCGGAUGUGAGUGGAGCGGCCAUUUCCUGUUUCUCCGCAGUUCUCCUCAGCCCUGGGUGGUGGCCGCCGCUGGGCUCCGGCUUCGCGUCGGCCGAGGCAGGGCGAGGCGUCGUGGACAGCGGCCCCGGCUCCCCGCGCCCCGUCCCAGACCCCGGCCCCGGCCCCGUCCCCGGCCCCGCGCCCGGCUGCCGGCGCGACCCCGAGCGGCCCGAUGCAGGCCAUCAAGUGUGUGGUGGUGGGCGACGGAGCGGUAGGUAAGACAUGCCUGCUGAUCAGCUACACGACCAAUGCGUUCCCCGGAGAGUACAUCCCCACCGUCUUUGACAACUACUCUGCCAAUGUGAUGGUAGAUGGAAAACCAGUGAACCUGGGCCUGUGGGACACGGCUGGCCAAGAAGACUACGACAGGUUGCGCCCCCUGUCCUACCCGCAAACAGUUGGGGUCGCGCACGGUAAGGAUAAGCCUUCCGGGGGCAGAGACGAGCCACUAGCCGACGUUUUCUUGAUCUGCUUCUCUCUUGUGAGUCCCGCAUCGUUUGAAAAUGUCCGGGCAAAGUGGUAUCCUGAGGUGCGACACCAUUGUCCCAACACUCCCAUCAUCCUAGUGGGCACUAAGCUCGAUCUGAGGGAUGAUAAAGACACGAUCGAGAAGCUGAAGGAGAAGAAGCUGACGCCCAUCACCUACCCGCAGGGCCUGGCCAUGGCCAAGGAGAUCGGUGCCGUAAAAUACCUGGAGUGCUCUGCGCUCACGCAGCGGGGCCUCAAGACCGUGUUUGACGAAGCGAUCCGAGCGGUGCUCUGCCCCCCGCCUGUCAAGAAGAGGAAGAGGAAGUGCCUGCUGCUGUGAGCCACUCCUGUGCGGCCUGGGCCUGGGCUACUCCACCCGCUCAACGGAGCCUGGAGCCCUUGCACUCAAUGCCAAGUUUUUGUUACAGAUUAGUUUUUCCAUGAAGCCAUUUUUGAACCAAUCAGUAAUUUUCAGGUUUUGUUUAAAGUGUAAGAGUCUAAACUUUCACAUUCUAUUAAAAUUUAGCCCUAAACGACACGCUUUCUUAAAGCCUUAUUUUUCAAAAGCCCCAUUCCUGCUCGCAUUUCAGAGUUGCCAAAUGACCUUGUAAACUAAAUCGCAUUGUCGUGCUAAUAACACUAAGCACUGAACUGUCAAAAGACCUUUUUCUUAAGCUUCUGCAGCUAGAAACUGCAGGCACCUAACUGGAUGUAAGAGCAGAACUCUGUUCUCCCCAGAUGUUGCCACUGUUCUCCCCAGAUGUUGACGCACGGCCACCGCGGGCGGAGCAGAGCAGCUCUGCUCUCUGGAGUUUUUAUUUUUGGUUUCAUAGUGAGAAUUUUUUUUCCUUUUUAAAUCGAGUGUAGUUGCUUUUGCGGAGAAUUUGGACAGAACUCUUCCCCGAGCAGCCCUCCCUCCUGCCUUCUGCUACCGCGGGGUGUGGUCGGGAUGAAGACAGUAUUCUCAGCAUCUGGAGAGAUUAACUCGCACUGCAUCGCACAUCCAACGGUUAACCGAAUACAGACGUCCCUCCCGGUGACAGUGAUGCUGCGCAAGGGCCGACCGGGGUCAGGUCAGCAGCGUCCUCUUCCCUUUUCCUUACCUUGCCGCUCCACCCACCCAAGUUGGACGCUUCUAACUGGUCACCCAGCUGGUCGGCCACGUAGUUCUAACCCAGUUAGUGCUCUUCUAUGUGACGGGCCCUUCCUAACGAGCAGUGUGUCCUGUGCUGCGAGAGCUCGGGUGAUGCCCCAGGCUGCCUUUCCACGGGGAGAAGCGCACCCGACCUCAUAGCUCAGGGCGCUCUAGCUACCCAGUGUAAUACUAGGUGUAAAAAUCACGUGUUGCAGCUUUACAGUUUUUAAAGUAUUUUAGCUAUUCUGAAUCAAUGAGCCUUCUAACCUCGCUGUCUUGCCAGAUGACGCUGUCCCUGACUAAUACUGCUCUUCGCCUCCACCUCCGGGCGGCUUUUCCGGUGCCCGCGGCCAGUGCCGGUGGACCUUUUCUAAUUGACAGAUGCAAAUUGUGGAGUGUUUUUACAUUGAUCUUUUGCUAAUGCUGUUAGCAGUCUGUUUUGCAUGUAUGACUUAAUAAACCCUUGAAUCACGUGA